Molecule: messenger RNA, 1452 nt
Organism: Zingiber officinale
Lineage: Eukaryota; Viridiplantae; Streptophyta; Magnoliopsida; Zingiberales; Zingiberaceae
Product: ribonuclease 3-like protein 2
Exons: 4
Coding region: 121-1251 (376 amino acids)
Biological process (GO): rRNA processing; siRNA processing
Cellular component (GO): nucleus; cytoplasm
Molecular function (GO): ribonuclease III activity; RNA binding
Source: RefSeq, a predicted model, not a curated record
AACACGGGACAGUGGACCUUCUUCAAAGCUUCACACCUCUAUGAAUAGGAAGAACUAGCGAGGGAGGAAGGGAACCACCGCGCGCAUCCUGAUCCAGACAGUUUAAUCCAGACCACCUCCAUGGAGCCAUCGUCGUCCAGGCACCGGAAGGUGGCGAUCGCGCUCGAUAUCGGCCUGCGUCGUACAGUGGCGGAGAUCGAGAGCAUCCUGGGCUACACCUUUCGCAACAAAUCGCUCCUGGUGGAGGCGAUUACCCAUGGUUCCUACGCCGGCCAUCCAUCCUACCAGCGCCUCGAGUUCGUCGGCGACGCUGUCCUUGGCCUUGCGGUUUCUCACUACCUGUACGAAAGGUACCCAGACAUCGGCUCCGGCGACCUAACCGCCCUCCGCCGCGCCAACGUUUCCAAUGAGAAGCUCUCCCGCGUGGCCGUCCGCUUCGGUCUCUACCGUUUCCUCCGCCGCAACUCCCCUGGCCUUGAUCAAGCGGUGAGUGAGUUCACGGAUAUAGUGACGAUGGAGGAGGAAGAAGACGACGGAAGGAUUUCCUUCGGCGGUAGCAUCCUAAAAGCCCGCGCCGUAUUGGCUGACAUGGUAGAGUCCAUCGCAGCAGCGGUCUACUGGGACUGUGAUUCCAACCUCAAAGUAGUGUGGAAGAUUUUCAGUAAGAUUCUGACACCAAUCAUCACGUUGGAGACCAUGAAAGAGCAGCCUGUGGCAGCUCUCAACAUGCUCUGUCAGAAGCGGGGCAAAGCUUUGGAGUUUCGCAGCUCAAGUUUCGGUUCUUCGUGCACGGUGAGUGCUUUUGUCGAUGGCAAAGCUAUGGGCACUGGAACUGCAAGGCAAAUGGAAAUCGCAAAGCUAAACGCGGCUCGAGAUGCGCUGCCAAAGCUUUCUGGUGUGGAGUCUGUUAGUUUCGACGAUGAUGAUGUAGAUGCUGGUCAAAAUCUCCACAAGCAGAGAUUAUACACUUACUGUGGCAAAAAGCGAUGGAUGAAACCAUUAUACAAAAUUGAUAAGGAAGAAGGUCCUGCGCACAAUAAAAAAUUCAUAUGCUCAGUUACAGUUGGAUCGGAGCAUUCCAAGAUCACUCGUUGCGGUGACCCAGAGCCAAAAGUGAGAUAUGCAGAAAAUUCCGCAGCACGUCAUAUGUUAUCCAACUUGCAACCGGAUGAGGAAAGACAACCCCCUAGGAUAGUAUCUGCACUGCAGCUCGCACUUGAAUUGUCUAAGGUGUUCUUUGACAGUGAGUAAGGACAUCAAUUAUGUUUGAGUAAAAAAAUAAGAACGAUUAUGCAAUUUCUCUUGGAUCUUUGUGAAAAGCAAUCAUGGAAUGAUGCAACUGACUUGUUAAGCUGGUACUUAUAUGAAUAGAUUUUAAGGUCAAUUUGUAAUGGACUUAAAAUGUCUAGUCGGGUGUGUGAUCUUUUCAAUGCAAAGGAUUUUUAUGAUUUA